Thyridium curvatum is the source of this 1812-nucleotide messenger RNA. RefSeq lists its product as uncharacterized. The coding region runs from base 1 to 1812 and encodes 603 amino acids. Lineage: Eukaryota; Fungi; Ascomycota; Sordariomycetes; Thyridiales; Thyridiaceae. The record is from RefSeq and is a predicted model, not a curated record. The transcript is spliced from 8 exons.
AUGCGUCACACCCUGAUUUGCACUACGGCUUUGAUAUCCAGCGUUGUAGCGGGGCUCACUGCUACGACUCUAAACGCGAACGGCGUCCAGUACUAUGUCCCUCAUCCCGAGAUCGCCAAAUUCUCGACUGUUCCGGCAGAAUUAUCAUCAACUUCUCUAAUACCAUUUGCGGUGGUCGAUACACAAACCGCCUCAACCAUUUCAGCCAACUAUGUAGAAGCCCAGCUCAAAGAGUAUUCCCUCCAGGAUGACGUCUACUCUGACUACCUCUCAAGCUUGAUCUACCUUCAGGGGCCAGCAACAUCUGUGAAUGGCACACUCAACGCCAAGUACCUCCUAUCCAACACCUGCAACACGUCAACACCACUUAUGCCAGGCCCCUACUUCCUCAGCCCUUCAGGCUCUGUGUUCAAAGCGUACCGCCUUUACUACGACCCCAACAGCGCCUUCACAGCCGGGGUCUUGCAGGUAUCUGCCGACAGCUUCACCGACACCGGUCUCGCCUCCUCGUCGGGCCAGGCAGAAGCCGCCAUACCCGUCCCAUGUCGCCUGUACUAUGCCAAGGCCUCAAAGUGCAGCCCCCUCGCGGGCAAGCGCGUCGUCCUCAAGGACAUCUACCACCUCAAGGGCCUGCGCACGGGCGCCGCCUCGCGGGUCUACUACGAGCUAUACGGCCCGCAGAACGCGUCGGCGCCGUCGGUGCAGCGGCUGAUUGACCAGGGCGCCGUCGUUGUCGGCAAGGUCAAGACGUUGCAGUUCGCCAACGGCGAGAACCCGACGGCCGAAUGGAUCGAGGUGCUGGCCCCGUUCAACCCGCGUGGCGACGGGUGGAGCGCGGUGGCUGUCGCGGCGUAUGACUGGGUCGACUUUGCCAUCGGCACUGAUACAUCCGGUAGCAUGAGAUUUCCGGCCGCAUAUAACGGUGUGUUCGGCGCGCGACAAAGUCACGGAGGCCUUACUACCGACGGAAUCGUGCCCGUAUCCACGUCUCUCGACACUCUGGGCCUCUUUGCACGUAGUGCCGCGGACCACAAAGCAUUGGUGCAGGCCUGGUAUGGCAAGGGGACAUACAAGUCAUACGCCAGUUUACCCAAGAAAGUAUUUCGCACUACUAGUACUAGCAUCGGCGGAUUCCCAGUUGAUGUCAAGGCUUCGCAGGUCUUAUAUGACAGCUUCGUCGACAAGUUGGCCGGAUUCCUCGGUGCAACCGUGGUCGACAUUGAUCCAUCUGCAGAGUGGAGGAGAACCGGUCCAGUGAAGGACCAAGAACUGCUCGCCUAUACAAACAUGGCAAUUGCAUGGUACGAGCAGGUCCAGCUGUUGCAGAAACCCUUCUACGCCGACUGGAAGACCUACACCGGUAAAAGCGGUCUCUCCAAGAUCGGACCAAAGGCGCGUGCCUCAUUCGAUUACGGCAACAAAAACGUCACUGAGGGCCGCUACAAUGAAGCGCUGGCCAUCAAGUCGAAUUUCACACAGUGGUGGAGCGAGACCAUCAACCCGCCAAACAACGAAACCUGUCUCACACGCCGCGGUGUAUGCGGUCUGCCCGACUAUGCCGUGCCUAUUGGGCAAGUCGAGUACACUAAUCGCUUGACAGGGCUCAACGAGAGACUUCCUGUCUCCAUUUCCAUUGGUGCUGCGCGCGGAUGUGACUGGAUGUUGAGCCAGCUGAUGGCCGAGUUAGAGCACGCAGGUAUCACUUCAGCGGUGAAAACCGGGCAGCUCGCUCAAGACACGAAGGAUCUUGGCGAUCUUGUUGUAUCUUCAUUCCAGGCUUACAAGGUGACACCAGUCGAGUUUUACACUUAG